Phytophthora sojae is the source of this 936-nucleotide messenger RNA. RefSeq lists its product as hypothetical. NCBI's taxonomy places the organism in Eukaryota, Oomycota, Peronosporomycetes, Peronosporales, Peronosporaceae. The record is from RefSeq and is a predicted model, not a curated record. The annotation marks the transcript as partial. The transcript has a single exon.
AUCGAGACGGUGGAGGAGCUGUUGGACUUCUGCUGGAUAUAUGCAGAGCAGCUAGCAAGCUGCAGUCUGCUUUGUGCUGCAAAGCUCCACGCACUGGCGGUGCGGACGCAGAGAAGCGCGAGUAAGCUCAUGGAGGACGAGGAGGUGCUGGUGAGGUUGCGGUGGUCGCUCGUGCUGAAGCCUCUGCUGUUCAAGCCGCUGUUGCAACAUGCCAUCGCACUGAAGGUCCUUCCAGGCAAAACGAUGGCAGGCCAAGUCGGGAUGAGCCACGAGUUGGGUGGUCUUGUGAGGCUAGUCGAUCUUGGCAGUCGAGAGAGGAUUUUCAGGGAGAUGAAAGCGAGCAGGGAAGAGUUAGAGAGAGCAUUCACCACUGCUGCCGCUCACGUGCAUGCUACCAAGCCGGACACCAAGGAAGCAUCGAUUGUUGAAGACUCUGCAGUGAAGUAUGUCGAAUCGCUACCAGUUGACAAGAAGAAACUGCUUCUUGCCGAGCUGGAACGAGACCUGGACGACGCUCCACCGCAUUUGUUUCCGCACAUCUUCAUGGUCUUCAGCUUGGUAACCAGUGCGGUUAUAUCGUCCGCAGAAGGCUCAGAGCUACUCAUGAACGCCGUUGAGAUCCUGCUCUCCGUUUUCGACCGCCGAAUUCACGACCCGUCCAGCUGCCUCGACGCACUUGGACUGCUGCUUCGACUAUCGCUCGCUAGCCAUCCACUCUGGCAAGACAACGCACCGCUCUACCUCAACACCGUCGAGUCCCUGUCGGAGACCGCAACUAUCCAAGUCGAUCCAAAGGUGAAGUGGGCCGCCCGAAUGGCCCUGCAGCAGCUACUGUUCGAGUGCAACGUCCUGCUUCUCCACCAGAACCAAGCGAACCUACGUAACGUGCUGCUUCCAAGCACAAUGCGGCUCGUCUCCAUCCGCCUGGGAAGUUAA